Molecule: messenger RNA, 885 nt
Organism: Aspergillus aculeatinus CBS 121060
Lineage: Eukaryota; Fungi; Ascomycota; Eurotiomycetes; Eurotiales; Aspergillaceae
Exons: 1
Coding region: 165-509 (114 amino acids)
Source: RefSeq, a predicted model, not a curated record
CCUUUCCGCUUUUACUCAACAUUUACUCCGUACUCAGUAUCUUUUUCCAACACCUCACCCUCCGAUCCUGCUCUCUCCCCAAACGAAAACUACAUCACCACGCAAAGUCCACAACCCAAACCCAAUCCCUCACACCAAAAACCCGAAAAAUCCAAACCCACACCAUGUCCUCCACAACCCCCACCACCACCACCACCACCACGAAGCUCCAAGCAAUCUACACAGCCCCCCACCAACAAUCCCAAACCUUCACGCAACCCAUCGCCGCCCCUCUCCCUGCUGCUGCUGCUGCUACCUCCUCAACCGAUCCCGCCCACACCCAAACCAAAAUAGCCUACCUCGCCGAACUCCGCAAACAGGUCCCGGCCCUGCAAAACGAGAUCAACAUCUUCCUGACGGAGAAGAUGGAAGAGGACAAACGGGCCGCCGACGGCCAACUCUCCGAGAAGGAAGCCAAGGAGGAAGCCAAUUACGGCGAGGAGGUCGUGGAUGAGGAGGAGGAUGCUUGAGGGGUGCACGUGCACCUAGAAAACGGGACCUGUCAUCCCACCGAACAGAAACAUACCUGUGAGCGCGCGGGGCUGAAAGGUGCCCAACUCCAAUUGCGUCGCUGAACUACGCCAUCGACAAAAUAGGGUUUACGUGGAUGUGUGACCGUGAACGUGAACGUGAAUACAUGAUGAUGAUGAUGAGAUUGAACACUUUCAGGGAGGGUUCAGGGGUAGGCUAUGACAUGAUAUGAUUCGAAAAAAAAGGAAAGAUGCAAAAUAUGAAAGAGAUCGCUAUCCCCCCGGGUAUCAUCGUGCAGGAAGCGUCCGCCCCACUCCAAAAUGGCAAAUAUGUGAACAAGGAGAUCACGAAGAGAAAAAAAAAAAAAAAAAGAAA